Messenger RNA from Lathyrus oleraceus (garden pea), 639 nucleotides. RefSeq lists its product as uncharacterized. The transcript has 2 exons. Gene Ontology annotation, molecular function: zinc ion binding; nucleic acid binding. The coding region runs from base 1 to 639 and encodes 212 amino acids. The record is from RefSeq and is a predicted model, not a curated record. NCBI's taxonomy places the organism in Eukaryota, Viridiplantae, Streptophyta, Magnoliopsida, Fabales, Fabaceae.
AUGCGUAGCAAGAAGGAGAUUGAAUUACUUGAGCUGAAGCAAAGAAAUUCGAUGAUUACAAUGUAUGUUGCAAAGUUUGAGGAUCUAGUGAUGUUUUGUCCGUAUUAUAAUAAUGUUGUUGUAGAGGGUUCGAAGUGCAUCAAAAUCUAUGAUGAGGAUAGCAGAGCCGGAUCUUCUUAUUACAAGAGUAUUAAUGACACGAAAGGGAAUAUUCAGAUUUGUGGGAAGUCGUACGGUACUGUAGUUGAUAAAUGGAAACAAAGAGUUCCAGAUAAGAAGAAGCAGAGAGGGGGAGAGACUCCUACUUCUGUGAGAUGUUUUAAUUGUGGUGAGUAUGGAUAUCAUGCUCCUGAGUGCAAGAGCACAACCGUGAACUACUUCAAGUCUGGAAAGCCAGGUCAUCGUGCUGCUGAUUGUAGGAGUAAUAAUUUGACUUGUUUUAACUAUAGAGAGCAAUGUCAUAUUAGUACUCAGUGUGAGAAACCGAAGAAGGAUCAAUCUAGAGGGAAGGUGUUUAUGUUUCCUGUAGCAGAGGCUAAUGCGUUAGAUAACUUGAUAAGAGGUAGGUACUUUAUCAAUAAUACUCCUUUGAUUACUAUUAUUGAUACGGGUGUGACACAUUCAUUUAUAUAUGCUUAG